AUGCCCAAAACAUUUCGUUAUUCCCCGGGAAAAUCCCUCAUCACCGACCGCUUAAUUCUUGAGGACAGUGAUUGUGGUUCGACGAUUAAGGUUGCUGAGGUUGAUUCUUCUUUGCCAAUGAAGAAGAAGGCAGUAGAGAUAUCCCCUGAACUAAAAGGAGUAUCUCUAUUUCUUGUUGGAAUAAACUGCACCAUAAAAGCAAGAUUGGGGAACCUUCUUGCAGAUGCAUUGCGAUAUUAUUACUUUGACAGUGAUAGUUUGGUUGAGGAAGCUGCUGGAGGCAAAUCUGCUGCUAAAUUAUUUAGAGAGACAGAUGAGGAAGGGUUUCAUGACUCUGAGACAGAAGUAUUGAAGCAGUUGUCAUCCAUGGGCCGCCUGGUUGUUUCUGCUGGAGAUGGUGCAGUUCAGAGUGCAUCUAAUCUGGCACUUUUGAGACAUGGAAUUUCUAUAUGGAUAGAUGUCCCUCUAGACAUGGUAGCGAGAGACAUUGUGGAAAAUGGGAUUCAAUUUGCUGAAUCAGAAAUAACGACUUCUGGUUCUUAUUCUGAGGUGUUGGCUCAACUAAUUGCUUUGUACGAAGAAAUGCGAGUUGGAUAUGCUACAGCAGAUGCCACUGUUUCACUUCAGAAAGUAGCGGGUCAGUUAGGUUAUGAUGUCUUGGAUUCAGUAACGGCAGAAGACAUGGGCCUGGAGGUUCUCAACGAGAUAGAGAGACUGGUAAGAGUAAAGAAGAUGAUGGAAGAGGCUGCGAGACCAUUUUAA
Ilex paraguariensis (yerba mate) is the source of this 762-nucleotide messenger RNA. The record is from the annotation of a GenBank genome assembly. Lineage: Eukaryota; Viridiplantae; Streptophyta; Magnoliopsida; Aquifoliales; Aquifoliaceae.